Messenger RNA from Notolabrus celidotus (New Zealand spotty), 1866 nucleotides. It is a transcript of the gene cfap210, whose product is annotated as coiled-coil domain containing 173. The record is from RefSeq and is a predicted model, not a curated record. NCBI's taxonomy places the organism in Eukaryota, Metazoa, Chordata, Actinopteri, Labriformes, Labridae. The transcript is spliced from 9 exons. Bases 157 to 1803 code for a protein of 548 amino acids.
GCCUGGAUACUAUGGAUACAACGCAACAAAUGCGGACAUACAGACUCAGCUUUGUUUCAACUGCAGAGAGUAAAAGCUAUCGGAGUAAAAGAUUCUUGAGAAUAGUUUUACUCUGCAGUAGUGUUUAUCCGUUUUGCUGUCAUACAUAAGAAACACAUGGCCUCGGUUGUUCAGCACGGUCGACGAAGAGGCUCCAGUCGAAGAGUGGUUUCAGCUGAUGAUGCCAACAGAAUGACCCAGCCACCAGACCUCCAGCAAAUCACCGUCUUAUCUAAGGCUGAAUGGCGGAGGAUUCAGGAUGAACUGAACCAAGUUAAUAAAGACAAUGAGAGUAUGAAAGAGGAGGAAAGACAGAGAGAAAAACUCCAUAUGCAGUCAAAGGAGAUGGUGAAAACCUGGUCCAGUACCAUCGCUGGUCAAAGGCAAAAAAAGCUACAGGCAAAGAAGAUCCGGGAGCAGAUUGAGGAGGAGAAAAGGAUGCAGAUUGAUAAAGAAGAGGCUGAAUAUCGGAAGCAGAAGAAGAAAGAAGCCAUUGAAAAAGCCAAGACUCAGCUCUAUUAUCAAACUGACCGUGUUAAAGGAUUACAUAGUGCCCUAUUGCUGACAGAGGUGCUGAAGGAGAGGGAUGCCCAGGUUGAGUUGAAGCAAAGAAUCCAGAAUGCCUCCAAAGAUGUGGACAGAAAAUUCACAGAUAUAGUGAAGAUCAGAGAGGAUGAGGCCUUGAGGAAGGAGGAGGAGAAAGCACUUGAGAAGAAGCUUGAAAGACAGGCAGUUGUACAUGACCUGAAAACUCAGAUCAAGGACAAGAAGCAGCUGAAAGAGCAACACAAGAUAGAGAACAAAAAAGACGGAGAGGAUACCCAACGUCUUCAAGAACUCUAUCAGUUGGACCAGAGAAUGGAGGAAGAAAGAUUAGAAAGGCAGAAGAGAGACCUGAUGCACACUCAUCUGGAACACAUCACCAACAGAAAUCUGAUUAGAGCGGCUGAAGCACAGAAACAAGAAGCUGAGGAGCAGCAAAGGAAACUUUUUCUGACUGCCAAACAGAAAAUGUUGAAGCUGCGGACAGACAGAGAAAAACAAUUGUUCAAUGAGGCUCAGGCGUGUAAGGAGUCGAUCAUGGACAAACUGACAAUCCAACAGCAGGAGUUAACUGACAGUGAGGACACGAGGAUCGCUAAAGCUGUGGCUGAGCAGGAAGCAAAACAAGCACGUCAGCAGCAGGAGGAAUGGGAGAAAAAGGCCAAGAUGCUGGAAUCCAUCGCUGUGCACAGAGAGCUCAUGAUUAAAGAAAAGGAGCAGAGGGAAAGAAUGGCUGAAAAGAUCACCAAAGAAAGAUUUCAGGCCAUUAAAGAAUCUGACACCAUUUUUUCUGAGAAACAAAAGCUGAAGGCUCAGAAGAUUAAAGACGAUGGGAGAAAGUUAAAGGACUUUAACGCAGCACAAAUGGCUGAAAAACUAUCCAGAGGUCAGCGGCUGAGAAGAGAUGAAUAUGAGUUUGAAGCAAAGAACGCUGAGCUCGUGGCUGAAGAGGAAAUCCAGUUUCAGCAGUAUUCACAGCAAGUCAUUAAUGCAGCAUCAGAGGCUCAGCGAAAUGUGGUCCCGCUUUUCAAAGCUGCAAGGGAAGGGUACGGUGGAGGACUGGGCCCUGUCUAUGGUGGAGUCAGACCUAGCUACCUUGUUCAGGACGGGACUGGUGCUCAGAUGCCCAAAUAUGUGUCUGGUGUCACUCAGGACAUGAAAAAGCUUCAUGAGGCUGCAGAUAUUGAAGAAGCAAAAAAGAGACUGGGAUUUACAUGGUGAGCUGGUCCAAGCUGGAAAUUUGGUUUUAAGAUUGUUUCAAUAAAAUUCUUUGAACCAACUGAA